ACCGGUAAUAAACUGCUUUACUUUGGACACAAUCAUAGAUUUUAAUGCAACUGUUAAAUAUAAAGCAUUAAGGUUACAGGUUACUUGAGAAAGGGACCCUAAACCGAUAACUUUUCAGUUUCCACCCAUGAUUCAAUAAAAGAAUCAUAGUUUCCACCCUAGUUCUAUCCAUCAAUUUUGCGAAGAAGCGGAGACACGUCAAAUGUAAAAGUAAACAAAACUGGAAGAAAAUCAGCUGGGAAACUAACGUCAAAGUGUAAACAAAAUUUUGGAAAUGGCAGGAGCUCCACAAACAAAACGCUAUCGACGGGAGGAUAAAAAUAAAUCUUCAGAUGAAGAGGACGACAACUAUGUGCCCUAUGUUCCGGUUAAGGAACGCAAGAAGCAGCAGCUAAUGAAACUGGGUAGAAUUGUUCAGAUCACCUCAGAGGCAGCCGCACAGCCAAAAUCAUCGAGUGAAAAUGAAGGCGAGGAGGAGUCACAGGGUGCCACCGAAGCUGAGCUGUGGGGACGUAGGUAUAAUAUCAGUUUGCUGGACCAGCAUACUGAGUUGAAAAAGAUAGCUGAAGCGAAGAAAAUUAGUGCAGUCGAAAAGCAACUAAAAGAGGAAGAAAAGAUCUUAGAAAGCGUGACACAACAAAAGGCUUUAAUGGGCGUAGCUGAGUUGGCCAAAGGUAUUCAAUAUGAAGACCCUAUAAAAACCAGUUGGCGCCCACCUCGCUACCUUGCUGCCAUGACAGAAGAACGACGAAAUGCAAUACGUAAUCGUUUACGUAUUCUAGUCGAGGGUGAGGAUAUAGCGCCACCAAUACGUAGCUUCCGCGAAAUGAAAUUUCCUAAAGGCAUUUUAAACGGACUUGCUGCAAAGGGAAUCAAAAAACCUACACCAAUUCAAAUACAAGGUAUACCCGCAGUAUUAUCUGGACGUGACUUAAUUGGUAUAGCUUUCACUGGCUCAGGAAAGACACUCGUUUUUGUUUUGCCAAUUAUCAUGUUCUCACUGGAGCAAGAGUAUCGUCUUCCAUUCGAGCGGAAUGAAGGCCCAUAUGGACUCGUCAUUUGUCCAUCACGGGAACUGGCGAAACAAACUUUCGAUAUUAUCUUGCAUUAUAGCAAACAUUUGCAACAAUGUGGUAUGCCUGAAAUAAGAGCUUGUCUAGCUAUAGGGGGUCUACCCGUUUCUACCGCAUUAGAUGUUAUACAACGUGGGGUGCACAUCAUGGUAGCAACACCUGGCCGUCUGAUGGAUAUGCUGGAAAAGAAGAUGACUACUUUAGAUAUAUGUCGAUACUUGUGCAUGGACGAAGCAGAUCGAAUGAUAGACAUGGGUUUCGAAGAAGAUGUGCGUACGAUAUUCUCAUACUUCCGAGGUCAACGACAAACGCUCCUUUUCUCUGCUACAAUGCCAAAGAAAAUACAGAACUUUGCACGCUCAGCUUUGGUAAAACCUGUAACAAUAAACGUUGGACGUGCUGGUGCGGCUUCGAUGAAUGUUACACAGGAGGUAGAGUACGUUAAACAGGAGGCCAAAGUUGUGCAUCUUUUGGAUUGUUUGCAAAAAACUACACCACCGGUACUCAUAUUCGCUGAAAAGAAGCAAGACGUCGAUUGUAUACAUGAGUAUUUACUACUUAAAGGUGUUGAAGCUGUCGCGAUUCACGGCGGUAAAGAUCAAGAAGAGCGUUCCCGUGCAGUAGAGGCUUAUCGUGAAGGGAAGAAAGACGUGUUAGUAGCUACUGAUGUCGCCUCCAAAGGAUUAGAUUUUCCAAAUGUGCAACAUGUCAUAAACUAUGACAUGCCCGAUGAUGUUGAAAACUAUGUACAUCGUAUUGGUCGUACCGGACGUUCAAACACUAAGGGAUUAGCAACAACUUUUAUCAAUAAAACAGCUGAACAGUCCGUAUUGUUAGACUUGAAGCAUCUGUUAAUCGAAGCUAAACAAAAGGUGCCCGAAUUUCUCAAUGAGCUAUGCCCUGAGCCAGAAAAUUAUUUGGAUCUUGGGGAUUCGCAUGGUUGCAGUUAUUGUGGUGGCUUAGGCCAUCGCAUUACUGAAUGCCCGAAGUUGGAAGCCGUACAAAGCAAACAAGCUUCAAAUAUCGGACGGCGGGAUUAUUUAUCAAAUACAGCUGCAGAUUACUAAAGUCGAUCAAAAUUUUACUGUUUCAUAUUCGCAUAAAAUCAUUGUAGUUCAUAAGUUUCUCAAUAUGUAUGUAUGAUUAUAAGCGUGUCUUUUUCUUAUUAUUAUGGACUUCAAUUUUACAAUUUAUGAGACAGUUUGUCCAUCCUGUAUACCAAAAUACCCAAAUAAAGUAAUUGAUAAAGCAAGAAAAUUAAAAACAA
Molecule: messenger RNA, 2340 nt
Organism: Rhagoletis pomonella (apple maggot)
Lineage: Eukaryota; Metazoa; Arthropoda; Insecta; Diptera; Tephritidae
Gene: abs
Product: ATP-dependent RNA helicase abstrakt
Exons: 3
Coding region: 275-2140 (621 amino acids)
Biological process (GO): mRNA splicing, via spliceosome
Cellular component (GO): spliceosomal complex
Molecular function (GO): RNA helicase activity; RNA binding; ATP binding
Source: RefSeq, a predicted model, not a curated record